Molecule: messenger RNA, 4679 nt
Organism: Vicia villosa (hairy vetch)
Lineage: Eukaryota; Viridiplantae; Streptophyta; Magnoliopsida; Fabales; Fabaceae
Product: MAP3K epsilon protein kinase 1-like
Exons: 24
Coding region: 163-4365 (1400 amino acids)
Biological process (GO): protein phosphorylation
Cellular component (GO): cytoplasm
Molecular function (GO): protein binding; ATP binding; protein serine/threonine kinase activity
Source: RefSeq, a predicted model, not a curated record
UUUAUUACACAUUGAUGAAUAGAUAAAUAAAUACUUGUCAUUAUUAAACAAUUAGUUAAUUAAUCCAAUCGGAGCAACGACCCUCUCUCCGGCGUCGCUCCCAAUCGGAAUGUUCAUUUUCUCUCUCUAGGGUUUGCUUUCUCCGAUCAUCGUUUCGCAGAGAUGUCGCGCCAGUCGACGGGUUCCGCUUUCACCAAAUCCAAGACCCUCGACAACAAAUAUAUGCUGGGAGAUGAGAUUGGGAAAGGAGCUUAUGGUCGAGUUUACAAAGGUUUGGACCUGGAGAAUGGAGAUUUUGUUGCAAUUAAGCAAGUUUCUUUGGAGAAUAUUGCUCAGGAAGAUCUCAACAUCAUCAUGCAAGAGAUUGAUUUGUUAAAGAAUUUGAACCACAAAAACAUUGUAAAGUAUCUUGGAUCUUUGAAGACAAAGAGUCACCUGCAUAUAGUACUUGAGUAUGUGGAGAACGGCUCACUUGCAAAUAUUAUCAAGCCAAAUAAAUUUGGACCCUUUCCAGAAUCUUUGGUUGCAGUUUAUAUUGCCCAGGUGUUGGAAGGCUUGGUUUACCUACACGAACAAGGUGUUAUCCAUCGUGAUAUUAAGGGUGCAAAUAUAUUGACAACUAAAGAGGGUCUUGUCAAACUUGCUGAUUUUGGCGUUGCAACAAAAUUAACAGAGGCUGAUGUUAAUACUCAUUCCGUUGUUGGAACACCAUACUGGAUGGCACCAGAGGUUAUAGAAAUGUCUGGGGUUUGUGCAGCUUCUGACAUUUGGAGUGUUGGCUGUACAGUUAUUGAGCUUCUUACAUGCGUGCCUCCUUAUUAUGAUUUGCAGCCUAUGCCAGCUCUUUUCCGUAUUGUCCAGGAUGAACACCCUCCAAUUCCUGAUAGUCUUUCGCCUGACAUUACUGAUUUUCUGCAUCAAUGCUUUAAGAAGGAUGCUAGACAAAGACCUGAUGCUAAAACGCUGUUGUCUCACCCCUGGAUUCAAAACUGCAGACGUGCCCUGCAGUCUUCUCUUCGUCAUAGUGGAUCAUUAAGAAAUAUAGAGGAAGAUGAUGCUGCAGAUGGAAAAGUUUCUGGUGGUGAUCGUAAGCUUGCAGGUGAAAACUCUUCUGUGGAGAAACAGGGCACUGUGGCUGCUGAUAGCAGCAGAUCUCAAGAGGAAAGUGCCUCAGAUUCUAAUUUUCCCAACGAAAGAACUGAAAAGGCAGAUGAUUUCUCAUCUGAUGAGGUUUUUACCUUAGCCAUUCACGAGAAGUCCUUUCAACAAACUGGUUCUGGCAAACUCUCUCAUGAUGGAGAAGUGGGUAGUUCUGAGCCUACUGGUAAUCAUGAAAUUUCAAAUGCCAAAGAACUUCAUGAAGUCACGAUGAAUGGAGAAGUUGGAUCACCACAGUCAAGAGGAGUGGCUAAUAAAGUUGGAGUAAAAGACAGUUCUAUCAAUAAUGGCAAAAAAUCAUUUGCUUUUGGACCAAGAGGACUUGAUAAAGGUCCCACAAAGGCUAUGAAGAUACUGCACUCUGCAGAAGGAAAUGAGCUGAGCAAAUUUAGUGACCCUCCGGGAGAUGCCUACUUGGAUGAUUUAUUUCCUUUAGACAAACGACAUGGGGAGGUUGUAGGUGAGGCAUCCACUUCUGCAUCAACUUCACACAUGGCAAAAGGCAAUGUAUCUUCGAUUGACGGAGGAGAAAAAGACCUGGCCAAAGAGCUGAGGGCUACAAUCGCAAGAAAGCAAUGGGAGAAAGAGAGUGAAAUUGGACAGGCAAACAACGGUGGGAACCUUUUACACCGAGUUAUGAUAGGUGUUCUAAAAGACGAUGUGAUUGAUAUAGAUGGUUUGGUAUUUGAUGAAAAACUUCCUGGAGAGAACCUUUUUCCUCUGCAGGCCGUUGAGUUUAGCAAAUUAGUUGGUUCAUUAAAGCCCGAGGAAUCAGAAGAUGUGAUUGUCUCUGCCUGUCAGAAACUCAUUGGUAUAUUUCAGCAGCGCUCAGAGCAGAAGCUUGUUUUUGUUACCCAGCAUGGUUUACUUCCUCUAACUGACUUGCUUGAAGUUCCUAAAACACGUGUCAUAUGUUCUGUGCUUCAGCUUAUAAAUCAAAUAAUUAAAGACAACACUGAUUUUCAAGAAAAUGCUUGUCUUGUUGGAUUGAUUCCUGCAGUCAUGAGCUUUGCUGUACCUGAUCGUCCCCGGGAUAUUCGUAUGGAAGCAGCUUUUUUUUUACAGCAGCUUUGUCAGUCAAGUUCUUUGACGUUACAAAUGUUUAUAGCUUGCCGUGGAAUACCUGUUUUGGUGGGAUUUCUCGAAGCUGAUUAUGCCAAGUACAGGGAAAUGGUUCAUCUGGCUAUUGAUGGCAUGUGGCAGGUAUUUAAGCUUCAGCAGUCAACGCCUAGAAAUGAUUUUUGUCGGAUAGCUGCAAAAAACGGCAUACUCCUUAGGCUUAUAAAUACACUUUAUAGCUUAAAUGAGUCAACCCGGUUAGCAUCUAUGUCUGUUGGGGGAGGAUUUUUAGUUGAUGGUCCGAUUCCACGACCACGGUCUGGUAUCUUGGAUCCUACUCAUCCUUUUUCAAUUCAGAACGAGGCACUGCUGUCUUCAGCAGAUCAGCAAGAUCUUUCUAAAUUAAGGCGUGGAGUUCUUGAUCAUCACUUAGAGCCUUCACAUUCUUCAUCAUCCAAUCCUAGAAGAUCAGAUGCUAACUACCAAAUGGAUGUUGAUAGACCUCAAUCAAGCAAUGCUGCAGCUGAAGCUGUGCCACUAGAAAAGAGUUCAAAUCUUGCUUCCAGGGAAUCUUCAGCAGGUACAAUGAAAGAAAGAGAGAAUGUCGAUCGUUGGAAAAGUGAUCCUUCUAGAACUGAUGUUGAACUAAGACAGCAACGUCUUAGUGUUUCUGCCAACAGGACAUCAACAGAAAGGCCUACAAAGUUGACAGAAGCGUCCUCAAACGGGUUAUCAGUAACAGGAGCAACUCAGCAAGAGCAAGUUAGGCCUCUUCUUAGCUUGUUGGAGAAAGAGCCCCCGUCUGGACGUUUAUCUGGACAGCUUGAAUAUGUACGUCAGUUUUCAGCGUUAGAAAGACAUGAAAGUGUACUCCCUUUGUUACACGCUUCUGAGAAGAAAACAAAUGGUGAACUAGACUUUUUGAUGGCAGAAUUCGCAGAUGUUUCUCAACGUGGAAGGGAAAACGGAAAUCUUGACUCCAGUGCUAGAGUGUCUCAAAGAGUUGCUCCCAAGAAAUUAGGGACUUUUGGUUCUAGUGAAGGAGCUGCUUCCACAUCUGGGAUCGCAUCUCAGACAGCAUCAGGUGUAUUGUCUGGUUCAGGUGUUCUAAAUGCUAGACCAGGUAGUGCUACUUCAUCUGGACUACUUUCCCACAUGGUUUCAUCAUUGAAUGCAGAAGUUGCAAAAGAGUACCUUGAAAAAGUGGCAGAUCUUUUGCUUGAGUUUGCACAAGCGGAUACAACGGUGAAGUCUUAUAUGUGUAGUCAAAGCUUGCUUAGUCGACUUUUCCAGAUGUUUAAUAGGGUAGAACCACCUAUUUUGUUAAAGAUACUGAAGUGUAUUAAUCACCUGUCAACUGAUCCAAAUUGCUUAGAAAAUCUUCAGCGUGCUGAGGCAAUCAAAUACUUGAUACCAAACCUUGAACUCAAAGAAGGGUCUCUUGUAUCAGAGAUACAUCAUGAAGUCCUGAAUGCACUGUUCAACUUAUGCAAGAUAAAUAAGAGGAGACAGGAACAAGCAGCUGAAAAUGGAAUCAUUCCCCAUCUAAUGCAAUUCAUUACAUCAAAUUCUCCCUUGAAACAAUAUGCAUUGCCUCUGUUGUGUGACAUGGCGCAUGCAUCUCGUAACUCAAGGGAGCAGUUAAGGGCUCAUGGUGGUUUGGAUGUCUAUUUAAACCUUCUUGAGGAUGAGUUUUGGUCUGUGACUGCACUAGAUUCAAUUGCUGUUUGCUUAGCCCAUGACAAUGAUAAUAGGAAGGUUGAACAAGCAUUGCUGAAGAAAGAUGCAGUUCAGAAGCUGGUGAUGUUCUUCCAGAGCUGUCCAGAGCAGCAUUUUGUACACAUAUUGGAGCCGUUCUUGAAAAUCAUCACAAAAUCUGCAAGGAUCAACACCACUUUGGCUGUUAAUGGAUUAACGCCAUUACUCAUUGCUAGGCUGGAUCAUCAAGAUGCUAUAGCUCGUCUUAAUUUACUCAGGCUAAUAAAGGCUGUUUAUGAACAUCACCCUCAGCCCAAGAAACUGAUUGUGGAGAACGAUCUACCUGAGAAACUUCAAAACUUAAUAGGGGAACGCAGAGAUGGCCAAGUGUUGGUCAAACAGAUGGCAACUUCAUUACUUAAAGCAUUACAUAUAAACACUGUUUUGUAAAUUAACUUGUAAUGGUCCUUUUCCUGUUGUAGUAUAUUUAUCUCAUUGGGGGGAAAAGGUAUUUAAUUGUUGUAUAUAAGUUCCCCCUUUAUUUGGUUUGCUUAUUAUACUGCGUUUGGUUGAGUGAAAAAAAAAAUAGUAUAGGCUGGUGAACAUGUUUUUGACUGUUUGGUAGUAUUUAAGUGGGUGGUUGAUUUCUUAUACUUCAAAGGCCGUUUUUUUUUUUGCGGCCAAGCCAACUAUGUAUACUAGUUUGGAUGCGAGAUGGGAAGAAAUAUAAAGGUACUGCUUUAAGGAACUAUUUAUUUUGUUCA